Limulus polyphemus (Atlantic horseshoe crab) is the source of this 6490-nucleotide messenger RNA. RefSeq names its product CLIP-associating protein 1-like. Gene Ontology annotation, biological process: mitotic spindle assembly. Gene Ontology annotation, cellular component: microtubule organizing center; cytoplasmic microtubule; spindle microtubule. The coding region runs from base 369 to 4793 and encodes 1474 amino acids. Lineage: Eukaryota; Metazoa; Arthropoda; Merostomata; Xiphosura; Limulidae. The record is from RefSeq and is a predicted model, not a curated record. The transcript has 42 exons. Gene Ontology annotation, molecular function: microtubule binding.
GACUGGAUAAAGGCAAGGAUUGGCAACUAGGCUUAUUGCCAGUUGGUUGGUUUGGUUAAAUUUGUAUGAUGGUGUUCAAACUUGGGCGAGUGAGAGCCGAGAUUCUUAGUUAAAGUUUAAAUAAAUUACUAUUUUUUGUAUUUGUUUGGAAAUGCUGUUAGUGUUACCAUACCAUGCGUUUAAAAUUUUAACUUAUUUAAGCCCAUUAAAUCGGUAACUAAUAUCACUAAUACUAAUAGUAAUAACAAUUUUUGGCGUCUGUUGUGUUGCAACUUGCAGUUGAACUAGAGGUGUGUGAAACUGUGGUGUAGGGUAGACACUAUUCACUUGUAGUGUCUUCAGAAAAAUUUUACAUCAGACCAAAGACAAUGGCAUCUAGUCUAGAUGACUUUCUUCCACUGCUGAGUAACCAGGACACUAAAAAACGUAUUCAGCUUGGGAAUGACAUCAUUAAAUAUCUUGAAAAUCAGAACAACUCAAUAGAAUGUGAAGAAUUUGGAUUUUUUGUUGAUUCAAUAGCUUCCUGGCUGAAUGGUAGUAACUUCAAGAUUUCCCAGAAUGGACUAGAAAUACUUGGUUUAUUGGCUGACAGAAUGAAAGAUGAUUUCAGGCCUUACAUUUCUACAGUUUUGUCUGGAACAGUGGAUCGAAUGGGAGACAAUAAAGAUCAGGUACGAAAUUGUGCGAAGGAUUUCAUGUUGAAGUUGAUGAUUCAAGUAUCAUCUCCACAGCUGAUGUUCGAAAAACUGAUGUCAGCAUUUAAUCACAAAAACUGGAGGGUCAAAGAAGAAAUGCUAGUAUGUCUUCAAGGAGUUCUAGAUGGAUGUGGGGCACAGUCGUUAACAGUAUCAAAACUAAUGCCAUCUGUUGUAAAGCUGUUAGGAGAUCCUAAUUCUCAGGUUCGAGAGUCGGCAAAUAUAACUUUGCUAACAAUAUACAAACAUAUAGGAGAGAAGAUACGGCAAGAUCUUAUCAAAAGACAUAACUUACCAACCCAGAAGCUGCAAGCUAUAUUUGCUAAAUUUGAUGAAAUUAAAGACUCUGGUGGAUUAUUAUCUUCGGCAAUUGCUGGUGUUAAAGGAGAUGAUGACACAGAUUCAAGAUCUCAGCAUUCAGAGACCAGCGAUGCAGAGUCAUCAUCCAAGUCAGCAUCAAAACGAGCCAGUAGUGCACCCCCUACCAGAAGGAGUGUGUUUACAGCUCCUAAGCCUCCCACUACUUCAGCAACUCUUCAAAGGAAACAAUCUGUCAAGACCAGCUCUACAAAAUCUAGUUCUUCUGCUUCAGCAGUGGCUGCUGGUGCAGCUGAUGAAGAUAUGUUUAUUAAAGCCUUUGAAGAUGUUCCCAAGCUCCAGUUAUAUUCAGGAAGAGACCUAGAAGUUGAAAUAGGAAAAAUUAAAGACGUUUUGUCAAAUCCAAACAAUGACUGGGAAAAAAGAAUAGAAUCUAUAAGAAGGUUGCGUAGUUUGAUUGUAUCAGGCGCUAUGCAAUUUGAUGAACUUUACACAAGUCUUCGACUAUUAGAAAUUGCUCUCCAGGUUUCUGUUAAGGAUCUCCGUUCUCAGGUAGUCCGUGAAGCUUGCAUUACAAUAGCGUAUUUUUCCCAACAGCUUGGAAUCAAGUUUGAUCAUUUUGCUGAAUCAGUGUUUCCUAAUUUGGUCAGCUUAAUACCUAACAGUGCCAAGAUCAUGUCUACAGCUGGAGUUGUUGCUAUUCGUUUUAUCAUACAGUAUACACAUGCACCUAAAUUGAUUCCUAUUCUGACAACCAACAUGAGCUGCAAAUCCAAAGACAUCAGAAAAACAUGCUGCGAAUUUCUGGACCAACUAUUACACAUAUGGCCCACUAAUGCUUUGGAAAAAUAUGUCAAUGUUCUUCGGGAUGCUAUCAAGAAAGGUAUCAGUGAUGCUGACCCAGAGGCACGAGCAUUCUCCAGAAAGGCAUUCUGGGGUUUUGCUGACCAUUUCAAGGAACAAGCUGAUAGCCUUCUUAGCUCUCUAGAUAGUGGAAAACAGCGAUUGCUACAAGGUGAACUUUCCAUGAGUAAUUCUUCCAGCAGUAACUCUCUGAAUAGCACUAGUCGUAGUGGUGCUCGUACUAGCCACUCUUCCUCAAUAGGGUCCACUGAAAACCUAAGUCGAUCCAUGACCAGUAGCAUGUCAUCUAGAAAAUCCAGUAUCCCAGUGUUUUCAAGUCCCAAAAAAGAAAAAGGUUCAUUUGCUCUUUCCACGCGAUCAAAUAGUGCCAUAGAUGUUGCUGCAGCUAAGCGAGCAAAAGCUCGAGCUGGUUCUUUUUCCUCAGCUUCUCACCUUACUAGAGGAUCUGGGGCAUCUCUUCCAAGAGCUGGUACAAGAAGGGCUGAAGUUGCUGCCCUUGGAGUUAAAUCUCCUGAAAGAACAAGCCGUAAUCAAUCCAAGACAACCUCUCACUCCCAGCCCAAUAGCAGAUCAGGCUCUCCAUCUUCUCGACUCAGCUAUGCAACUUACCAAGAUAGUAACACGCUAGGAAGAGUACGAAGAAAGUCGGGAGCUCAUACAGCAUCAGGCUCAAGUAGAGAAGCUAGUCCUUCUCGCUCCUCUCGUGGUGUACACGAGAGAAGGCUAAGUGGAGGUUCUAGAAGGACAGUGUUUGGAGCUGGUGGAAAACAGCAUCCAACCACUAUUACAACUAAAACUCCAGUCAUGGCUGAACGGAUGUUACAGCAAAGUAAAGAAGCAGAAGCUGCUAUGGCUGAUGUCUUAAAGACGGAAGGAGGCUAUGAACCUUUCAGUAGAACAACUCCAAGACAUAGACACAACAACUUCCAUGAUGAUCAGUCAGAUGAAAGUGAGACAUCUAGCAUUUGUUCUGAUCGGUCAUUUAGUUCUUACAGUGGACAUGUUGAUGAUGUUGCAGAUAUUAUCCACAACCUUUCUUCUAUUCACUGGUCAGACAGGAAGGAGGGGCUUCUUGGUUUAUGUGCUCUUUUUCGUUCAUCUCGUUUGCUUACAUCCCUAGAACUACACCGAGUUGUAGAAAUUUUUAGCAAGAUGUUUAUGGAUCCACAUACUAAGGUCUUCACCCUAUUUCUGGACACAUUGAAGGAGUUGAUUCAUGCUCAUCAUGCAGAACUCCAUGGAUGGUUAUAUGUCCUAAUGACCCGACUCCUUAUGAAGUGUGGAACUGACGUCCUCAGUUCUGUACAAGCAAAAAUACAAAGAACGCUAGACAUUAUCAGGGACUGCUUCCCAUGUGAAAAGCAGUUUUAUGUUAUCGUAAAAUUUCUUAAUGAUCCUCAUCAGACACCUAAUGACAAGGUAAAGAUUAUUCUACUGCAUUAUUUGCAUUCUGUUUUGAAGAUUAUGGACCCUAGUGAUUUCAGUGGCUCUAGUAAUGAAACUAAAAUAGCUGUAAUAAAACUAAUUUCAUGGAAAAGUGAAGUGAAAGUUCCGGAGAUAAGAAAGUAUUCUCAAGAUGUCAUCCUGGACAUGUUUAACUUAAAUACUCCAGAAUUUUCUAUGUUAUUAAACCAAUUACCCAAGCCAUAUCAGGAUAGUGCUUUCAAUUUACUUAGUUCCAGAAGAAGAAGCACAGAUAGUACAUCCUAUGUAGGUAUAAGCAAGACUCCUGGAAGCCCCAUUAUGUCUCAUCUUCAGUCUCCAACUACGACUCUCUCCAGAAUGAAUAGAAUUCAAAGUGGAAUGUCAUUCAGUCAGUCGUUUGAAUAUGAUGACACAGAAAAUUUGAAUCCCGAAGACAUCUAUAAUUCAUUAAAAAAGACAUCAGCAGAAAUUCAAAAGUAUAGUCGCAGCACUCUGGAAAAAGAUUUUUAUGGAAAGGAUAGUAGUCAGAAACAAAAAGAUGAUCAAACAAAUGAAUCUAUGUCUUUAGACUCGGGCAUUAGCCAGACAUCUGCCCCAGAUGGAAGGCUGGAUGUGCUAGAGGAAAGGUCAAGAGAGGUUUCUAGUUCAGACUCUUCACCUACAAAGUGUUCUUCAUCAGAUUACAACCCUGUAUACUACCAUGAUCAGGACAUGAAAGAUGGCUUAGAUGUGGAUGUUCUAGAAGAAACAGUUUUUGAUGUAGAUAGUGAGGUAGAAGAUGCUGAUUCUCCAUUUAUUAAUGUUCUAACAGAAUUGAAUAACCAUAACACCAGGCAAGAGCAGCGGAAACAGGCCCUUUAUAAUCUAGUCGAAUUAGCAAAAGACAGCAGUCUUCCAGGGUGGGAAACAAACUUCCGAAACGUUCUUCGUCUUGUAAUAGAAAUGAUUGGAGAUCAAGAGAGUCCUAUUAGGGUUUUAGCUUUAAGAACCAUGUGUGAACUGCUGCAAAGGCAGGCUCAUAACUUUCAGGGAUACAUGGAGCUCACCAUUCUAAAAAUCUUGGAAGCCAAUAAAGAUGAAGAUAAAGAGGUUAUGAAAGCUGCCGAGGUGUGCUGUGAGAUUGCAGGAUCUAGGUUGCCAGCGGAACAGUGUGUAAGAACUUUGAAACCCAUCAUCCGAGCAGGAGAAUACCCUGUUAAUAUGGCUGCUGUCAAAAUGUUGAAACCGCUAGUGGAACAUAAUCCCAGAAAUGUUGUUUUACAACUGUUACCAGAAAUGAUGCCCUCUCUUAUUAGAGCCUAUGACAACACAGAAAGUUCAGUAAGAAAAGCUGCUGUAUUUUGUAUGGUAGCUAUCUAUAACCAAGUGGGCGAGAACUUAACUCCUCACCUGACAUCGCUUUCUGGAAGCAAGAUGAAACUCCUGAACCUGUACAUAAAGCGUAGCCAGACUACUACCAACAAUACUUCAGAUACUGUACAUAAAACAUAACAAACCAAAUUGAAUUAUCCAGCAGUGGAUCUUUUUUUUUUAUCACGAUCCCCAUUUGAAUAAGUUUAAAAUUCAUGGACAUCUGUGAUCAUAAUUAAAGAACUUUUUGGGGUAGAGAACCUCAUUAACAGUGUAAACAUCAGAAUAUUUUAAAACAGUAUGCUUGUAGUUUUGUGCCAAUACAUGGUGGUUUAGUCCUGGCUUUGUCUCUCAGUAAGGGACAGAUGUAAAAAAAAAAAGUAGAUAAAGGUCAAAGAAAUCUCUCUCUCUCUCUUACCUUUAUGGAUUUUCAUAAUUUUGACCACAAAAAGAAUGAUACUACUUAUUGGGAACCAGUUUGUUAAAUAAUUUUUUGUUAUUUGCUAAAAAUAAUUUGAAUAAGUUAUAAACAAAAAAUGUUAAUUGUAAUAAAAAUGCAUUGUCUUAGUAAAAUCUUAAUCUCACUCAGUGGUUUUCCAGCAUCUGUUGUAGCACUUAAGAUGGCUCCAAAGUUAAAUAGAAUUUUGAAGGAUAAUAAAACCAAGUUUUUAGAUACAGAAAAUAAUAUGAUUCUCAUCAUCUGCACUCUUCUGUCAGAAAGAAAAAAAAAUACAUAUAUACUUUAGAAAAAUUAAUUGAAUUAUGCUUUGCACUUGUCCAUUUUUUGUCAUUAAAGUUGUCUUGAUAUGUAGUGUAUCACUAGUAAAGCAGGAUUUGCAAUUGUAUGUAAAAAACAUUCAUUACCUGAAAACUUAACUUGCCAAGUUUGAAUUAUAGUGCACUUAUGAUCUUAGGUAUAUUGGACACGUAAAGGUUCUUAAUAUAAUUUUGCUAUAAAUGCCUGGAUCUUAAGUCCUCAAGUACUUAUCUGCAACACGUUAAAAGUACAUUCUUAUAGAAGCUUAUAACUUCUAGUCCAAAGGUCACAAAUGUGCAGCCCUAUGAUAUAUAAAAUGUCAAGAACUUUGUUGUUUUGGGAAGUCCUGUUUCUUUUCAGCAUAAUUUAGUAUGGUAGAUGACUUGAGAAUACAAAUCUGAGAGUUGAUAGGUUAUUAAAAAAUCUACAGAGAUCCUCUCAGUGGUAAGUGUGAAGACUUAUGGCAUCAAAAAUAAGGUUUUGAUAUCCAUGGUAAGUACAGCACAGCCCACUGUGUAGCUCUGCAUUUAACAAGAAACAAACAAAACAUAUAGGUCCUUUGUUAUUUAUCAAGCAAUCUGUUAAUAAAGCAUUAUUCGUAGUCAUGGUUUCAUAACUUUAUGGAUCUGGGUUUUCCUCAUUUAGAUUUGGUAAAUUAAUCCACCCCAUCCCAGAAUGGCUUUCAAAGCUGUAGUACUAGUUAGAAAAAAUAUAGAUGGUUUCAUUGGUUUAGUUGCUACACUUUUAAGAUUUUUGAUGUAAGUACUGUUGUUUGCUUAGCUUUUGCACUUAACUAUCAUGGCAAGUUAUAAUUAUGGCAUGCAUACAUUUCAUUUUCACCAUUAUUUUGAAUAUUUAUUAAUUAAUACAUUCCUCAGCUGGCCUGUCCUUUUGAUUUGAUGAAUUGUAGUGCUCAGCUUUCUUAGGAUACAAUCAGACAAGUUCAUUAGAGAUAACUGGCAAGUAUGGGACAUAGAAUAUUGGGCUUUCAGGUUUUUAAUCUGUUCAGGAAAUGAAUAGGAUUACUGGAAGAUAGUGACUAGUUUAUGUCACGUUAUCUUGACCCUGGUUAACAUGGCCA